GAGGACGAGGAGGAGGGGGAGGAGGAGGCAACCGGGACGUUGGCCCUCGUGGGCCAGCACGUGCACAGCGCGCCGCGCCGAAGCGUGGCGUCUGCCUGCCGCACGGCUGUGCUACGGGCCGCGCCCUCGGCCGUCCGCUCCAAGAAGCUCGGCACCCGCUCUCUUGGCUGCUCCACGGGCUGCGCCCCCGGCCGCCAGACCACCAAGGUGCCUGGUGCUGGCGACCCGCCAAACCCGAUCACCCCUGCGGGAAGUUGCGCCACACGCCACGCCCUCGGCAGGCAGAGCCCUCGUGUGCGGCACAGGCUGCGCCCGCCUGCGCCAAAAACUCACCGACCGACUGCGCCCGCAGCCGCCGAGUCGGCAAGACCCAGCAGGACGUUCAUGCGAUUGGCUGUGUGGCGGGAAGCGCCAUCGGCCGCGAGGGCUUCACACGAGCUGCUGCUGGUUGCGCUAUGGGUACUGUGCCCUCAGCCGCGAGCACUGCAACGCGUCCUGCUUUCCGCCGCGCCAUCGUCUGCGCCACCGGCGAAACGCCAGGAACGCCCAGCAGACAUGCCUGCCGCUGCGGCAGGAGCGUGCCGCGUUCUCCAGGAGGAGGGGCCCACGAGGAAGGGGAGGCCGGAGCGCGAGGGGUCCCGAGGCGAGAGAGAGGCGGGAGGGGGGAGAGCGCACGGAGCGGCGUGGUCAGGCACGCGAGAACACGGUAUUCUCCAAAAGCUCGUUGGCCUAUGCCGUGGCUGACUGGCCACGUGCUCCCAGGCAGAGAAUCGGCCACAUUCGAAAAAGGGCGGUGGCUGCCCGACAUCCAGGCAGUCCACCUGGGUAA
This is a messenger RNA of Prorocentrum cordatum, 829 nucleotides long. The record is from the annotation of a GenBank genome assembly. Lineage: Eukaryota; Dinophyceae; Prorocentrales; Prorocentraceae.